AAAGCGCUCCGCGUGGGAGGGGUGUCCCGUCGGCAGGCCCCACCGAGUCAGACAGCAGGCAGCAGCUGCGGCGAGAAGAGCGCUCACUCGAACUCUCCAUUUCAAAUAAAAUAUUAUUUAUUCGCUUUUAGACACACAGUACAUACAACGACAGCACGCUCAACAUCCAACAUGGUGGACCGCGAGCAACUGGUGCAGAAGGCCAGGCUGGCCGAGCAGGCUGAACGAUAUGACGAUAUGGCAGCUGCCAUGAAGUCGGUGACAGAGCUGAACGAGGCCCUCUCCAACGAAGAGAGGAAUCUGCUCUCCGUAGCCUACAAAAACGUGGUUGGCGCGAGGCGUUCGUCCUGGCGCGUAAUCUCUAGCAUCGAGCAGAAGACGUCCGCUGACGGCAACGAGAAGAAGAUCGAGAUGGUGCGGGCCUACCGGGAAAAAAUCGAGAAAGAGCUGGAGACGGUUUGCCAGGACGUGCUCAACCUCCUGGACAACUUCCUGAUCAAGAAUUGCAAUGAGACGCAGCACGAGAGCAAGGUCUUCUAUCUCAAGAUGAAGGGCGACUACUACCGCUACUUGGCUGAGGUGGCCACCGGCGAGAAGCGAGCCGCCGUGGUGGAGUCCUCCGAGAAGUCGUACAGCGAGGCCCACGAGAUCAGCAAGGAGCACAUGCAGCCUACUCACCCCAUUCGCCUGGGCUUGGCUCUCAACUACUCCGUCUUCUACUACGAGAUCCAGAACGCCCCCGAGCAGGCGUGUCACCUGGCCAAGACGGCCUUCGACGACGCCAUCGCCGAGCUGGACACCCUCAACGAGGACUCUUACAAAGACUCCACUCUCAUCAUGCAGCUGCUACGAGACAACUUAACGCUGUGGACGAGCGACCAGCAGGACGACGAGGGAGGCGAGGGCAACAACUAAAGAGUCCGCGAGCAAAACACCGCUAUAGUCGCGCUCGCAAACGACAAAAUAAAAUCAUACAGAAAAAGCUACGAAUUAAGAUAAACAGAAAUGGGGGGGUAAGAGGUGGAACAUCAGCAGCUGGUGCUACUAACACGGCUGCUGUUCUUUAUUUUUCCACAAACUAAAAGUAGGAGAAAAGAAGACCUAAGCUUGAGGUCUAAACUAUUAUAGAUAAAAAAUUUAAAAAACAACAAAAAACAAAAAGAAGAAUGAAUCGUCCUUCAUGGUAGCCUCUGCGGCAUUUGCUAGAACAGCACCCAGAAGCAGGAGAUGCGUCUUUGGCGCAUCGUGCAAAUGAAGCGGAGGUGUCAUAUUGCAUUGAGUGAGGGGAGAAGUCUCCGGAAAUUGAGUUUGAUGUUCGAUCAACAGGGAAAAAUUUCACCUUGAAUGUCACGGGCGAGCUCUCGGAUGACAAAUGUGGCUUUCAGGGGUGUCUACUGUCCACGUACGUGCGUGACGGCAGUAUACGGUCGUCGAGUGAAAAGCAGGUUGUCUCUGUUAUUGACGAUAACGUGGAGAAAAAUUGAGUGUUCUUUUUGUUUUGCUUUGUGUCGGGUGUGUCCAGCUAAGUCACACAGUCAUACUGUAACUAAAUAUAGAACUUGAUCAAGUAAAGUUAGUGCAGCUUGUCCCUAUCAUGUGCUGAUGUGCUUUAAUGAAUAAAUUAACUGUUUUUGGACACCUAAUCCUUUUAGUGUCAGUAUUGUCGUCACUAUGAUAACCUCGAUUGGAGUAAUUGAUUAUAUCAGGGGUGUCAAACUUGGCCGCGUUGUGGUUUUGGUUUCCUUCAGAGGGGCGUUUUGUUGACCAAGACUUGGGAGGGGCAAAUAUACGUAUAUUAAUUCACUUCUCUCAGUCAAAAUUAAAUUGGACAUCUAGCGCCGUCAAUCCACGACUGACUAAUUAGUAAAUAGUAAUAGUAAAUAGAUAGUCAUAAAUAAGUGUGGGAACCUCUUGGUACCUCACGAUACGAUACGCGAUGCAAAGCUCACGAUAAUGAUGAUCUGACGUUAUGGCGACACAACGAUUAUCGAUACAUUGGUCAGGAAAUUAUUCUAGGAUAUUCUCCAAAAAACUAACAGAAAAACAAGCUUCUAGUGUGAAUUGGAAUUAGGUUAUCACUAGUAGACGUCCAAUCCGUUUGAAGUGGGAGGAUGGCAGCGAAUGAACAUUCGUUCAUUCGCUGCCAUUCCUCCCACUUCAAACGGAUUGAACGUCUAUCGCUGUCAGUGGCAGUCAAUGCCAGGCAAUUAGGUAAUUUUGGGCUAUUUAAAGUCCCACUGGACCAGCACCAAACAAAAGUUCCAGCAUCAUCACCUUGGCCAAUGCAGAUUCUUGACUCUUGACACCUUGUCCAAUGCAGAUUCUUGACAAGGGGAUGAUGCUGGAACUUUUGUUUGGAUCGUUCCAGUGAGAUUUACAAAGAUGAUUGCCUGAAGAAGACAUCAAAAUUCCCUCAGUAAACAUUGACAUCGUUUCUGGGCGGGAGCAUAUUGAUAACCUUUUGGGAUACAAAGUAUCACGAUAUAUCACCAUUUUGAUAUUUUGUCACACCCCUAGUCAUAAAUGACCUCAAAGCUUCUUUUUUAGCCUGUUAAUGAGUAUUCUGUAUUUAUUUAUUUACAGUGGGGAGAACAAGUAUUUGAUACACUGCCAAUGAGUUUUCCCAUUGGCAGUGUAUCAAAUACUUGUUCUCCCCAGUGUAUUUAUUUAUUUAUUUCCCUUUAAAAAUAAAUGGGAACAGGUAAAUAUUCUCUUUUCAUCUGUUUUUAAAUUUUUGUGGAUUUAAAAAUGAGGAAAAACGUGCAUUUCUCAUUUCUAUAUUUUAUUUUAAAAUUUUAAGGGGAAAAAUGGUCAAAAUAUGUUUCUUCAUUUUUGGAUUUAAUUAAAAAAAAAAAAAAGAAAAAAAUCAAGUAAAUAUUGUCUUUAUUUUUUAAUGAUUUUUUUUUUUAACGUCAAAAAGAAAAAAAAAAUCUCCAAAUUUUUUGGGGGGCAUACAGAAAUUUGACAUUAAUUUUAUUUUAGCGAAAAAUUGAAGCGUGUGAUCUACUUUCACGGACCACAAAAACGAAGCGGCGGGCCCGGAUGUGGCCCUGGAGCCGCCAGUUUGACACCCCUGGAUUAUAUUCACAAAAGUCACAUAGCAAAAUAAGAAGUGGAGUCGAGUAGCGGUUAAAAAGAAACAAACAAACAAACAAAGCGAUGGUUCCACCCUUACUCUUGAGUCGGUCGUCCAAAAGAAUCGGCUUCUGGAACCGCAAUGCUGAAGCGUUUUCGCGAAGGCCGGAGCUCAUGCAAUGUUACCCCAAAAGGCUCUAUUUGAGGUUUGUGGAUUCACUUGAUCUGCAGUUUCUUUUGCCAAUGACAGUAUUAUGUUGCUUCGGUGUAAGAUCAGAACUGCUCCAGUAUUCUCCAUAUUACAGUAUUGUGCAUGCUGGUGAUGUAUUUAUAGAGUAGCUUCAAUUUAUGAACUUAUAAUGUAGAUGUUAUGUAUUCAUAGGAUAUUGGAAAAUACUAGACCUUAUUUCAGAUGAUUUUCUAUUUAUUUCUUUUUAUCGCAAUUGUUAGCUAGACUUUAUUUUAAAAAUGUGUUUUCUUUACUCCAUUUGCUGAAGUACGCGAUACCAAAACAAGUAAUUGUUACCAAUAAAUUGAUCUGUUAAAGACAUUA
Molecule: messenger RNA, 3628 nt
Organism: Corythoichthys intestinalis (scribbled pipefish)
Lineage: Eukaryota; Metazoa; Chordata; Actinopteri; Syngnathiformes; Syngnathidae
Gene: ywhag1
Product: 3-monooxygenase/tryptophan 5-monooxygenase activation protein, gamma polypeptide 1
Exons: 2
Coding region: 172-915 (247 amino acids)
Biological process (GO): intracellular protein localization; signal transduction
Cellular component (GO): cytoplasm
Molecular function (GO): protein kinase C binding
Source: RefSeq, a predicted model, not a curated record